UCAUUUUGUAAGAAAUAGCAAAAGUGGAAACACUGUCUUGUCAUAGCUGGAUCCGCUGGUCAAAAUCUGCUCCUAUUAAACAAUACCACCAUUUAUUACGCUUACCAAAAACGAGUUCUGUUUCUGUACGCCGUUUCUUUAUGAUAAGCCGGAAGUUUACAAGAUCACUGCCAUUGGCUUUAUUAAGGAUGGCACGUAGAGAUUUUAAUUUUCACAAACAUUAUUCAAAUAGACAAAUGAAUUUACGUGUGCUUCUUGAUAUGGAUGGUGUUUUGUGUGACUUUGAAGGAGAUUUUUUGGAGGCAUUUAAACGAAAGUAUCCAGAUGAACCGUAUAUAGAGCUUGAAGACAGGGAAGGAUUUUGGUUAAGGGAACAAUAUGAAAAGAUGAAACCAGGCAACACAGCAGUGUGUGCAGCUAUCUACAAUUCAAGGGGAUUUUUCCAGAAUCUGAGUGAAAUCCCUGGAGCAGUAGAUGCUGCAAAGGAAAUGGCCAAAAUGGAAGGAGUUGAUGUGUUUGUGUGUACAAGUCCUCUUACUAAUUACAAGUACUGCAUAAAAGAAAAGUUUCACUGGAUUGAAAAACAUCUCGGAAAACAGUGGUGUGAGAAAAUCAUUCUGACCAAAGAUAAAACAAUGGCUAAUGGUCAUCUCCUUAUUGAUGACAGACCAAAUAUAUCAGGUGCAAAUUUUAGUCCUUCUUGGGAGCAUGUUGUAUUUACGGCUUGUCACAAUGUUACAGCUGAUAUACGAGGUAAGAGAAGGCUAGAGAACUGGAGUGAUGGAUCAUGGAGAGACUUGAUCGACGAUUUCAAGAAGCGUAUAGGAUGACACUUAAAUGUGCAAUAGUUAGUGAUAAUAUUCUGUGAUAUGGAUUAUAUUUUGAAAAAUAGGCUAAGUUAAGUAUGCUAUAACAGAAAGUACCUUAAUUGAAGCAGAAUGACAAUAUGUAAUGCUAUCAAAAAUAUUCACUGCUGCUGAAUGUGUUUUCACAUUUUAAUUUACAAUUCAAAACUUUAUAAUCUGAAACUCUUUAAAAUCUUUAAGGUACUUCUUGUUUAGCUGUAAUUUAUUUACUGUCAAAUCAUUAUUAUUCAUGGGGGAUUAUUUUCGUGAUUGUAACAGACCAUUAAGCAAAUGGAACUCCCAUUAAUUUUAGCUUCCAAAGUUAAAAUCUCUGAAUUCUUAACUCCACAGAAUAGCGGUUUUGGCCAAAAGUACAAAUUUCAUGCCCAUGUAAUAAAAUGAUUUCACAGUUACAAGAACUAUAUAUCUUAUAAGUUAUUAGUUUCUCAGGCAUAUGUGUUUGAAAGAUGUAUACAGCAGGACUGCAUUUUUUUUGUAGCAAAUGACAUUACAAUGUAUAAAAAAAUUGCAGGAUUUGUGAAGGGUUCAUGUUUGUUCCUUCAGAUUACCCGAGUAUUCUGAUUGAUGACCAUUACAUAAUUUCUCGGAAAAUAUGAUUAUAGCCACAUAUGACAGUUUCCUUCUAAUUGACAGAUCUGUCUGAAAUUUUGCUCAUUUGUUGACUUUGAAUAAUGAAUUAAGAAUAACCAAUAAAAGGUAUAGGCCUUUUC
Molecule: messenger RNA, 1576 nt
Organism: Mercenaria mercenaria
Lineage: Eukaryota; Metazoa; Mollusca; Bivalvia; Venerida; Veneridae
Product: 5'(3')-deoxyribonucleotidase, cytosolic type-like
Exons: 6
Coding region: 141-830 (229 amino acids)
Biological process (GO): pyrimidine deoxyribonucleotide catabolic process
Molecular function (GO): 5'-nucleotidase activity
Source: RefSeq, a predicted model, not a curated record